AUGUAUUUCACAUGGAAAGAAUUCCCUUUCAUCGCACCUGAAGACCUGAAGGCGGUAGACCGACUGGCGCCUGUAGUCAUUAUUGGUGCCGGCCCUGUGGGCCUUGCGCUGGGGCUGGGCAUUGCGCGUCACGGCGUACGCUGCGUGGUUCUUGAAAGCCGCAGCACGAUUUCGAAGGGCAGCAGGGCUCUUGCCAUGAACCGCCGCUCCAUGCAGAUACUUGACCAGCUGGGCGUGGGCGCAGCGGUGAUGGAAAAGGCCCUGACCUGGUCCGCAGGCUGGACCUUUUAUGGGGAGGCGCUGGUGCAUGAGAUGAACAUCGCAUCGCCGCCUGAUGAAAAGCAUGGGCAAACCAACCUUCAGCAAUGCUGGAUGGAGCAACUGCUGCUGGAUGCCUGUGAAAAGGAGAACAACAUUGACAUCCGUUACCGCCAUGAAGUCACAGGCUUGCAGGCGGAUGGGGACGGCGUCUGGCUGGAAGUCAAAACACCUGCGGGGGAAUAUCCCUUGCAGGCCGGGUAUGUCGUGGGUGCUGAUGGGCCGCGUGGCAUUACGCGCCGCAGCAUGGGCCUUGAGUACGAAGGUACGUCGUAUUCACAGCGUUUUGUCAUCAACGACAUCAUCUGCCGGCAACCCCUGCCUGAAGGGCGGCGGCUGUUUUUCAGCCCACCCUAUCUGCCCGGUAAAACGGUGCUGAUGCACAAGGCGCCUUUCGACAUGUGGCGGCUGGACUUCCAGUUGCUGGACGAUCAGGAUGCGGAAGAGGAAAUGCAGCCUGACAGGGUUCACCAGCGCAUACGCGCCCACUUUGAACUGAUGGGCCUCAAGCCCGACUACGAGCUUGUCCUGACAUCGGUCUACAAGGCCAACGCCAUCAGUUUGCCGACCUACAACAAAGGUCGUGUACUUUUGGCAGGCGAUGCCGCGCACCAGGUGCCGAUCUUCGGCGGACGGGGCGUCAAUCACGGUUAUGCCGAUGCGCACAAUCUUGCAUGGAAGCUGGCGCUGGUCGUGAAGGGAGUCGCCGAUGCGGACCUGCUGGACACCUACACGCAGGAAAGGCGCGGGGCCAUUCUUGACACGCUCGCUGAACUGACCAAAACAACCCUUUUCAUCACAACGCCUUCGCCGGGAAUCGCGCUGGUCAGGGAGGCGGUGCUUUCCCUUUCUCUGGGAGAGAACUUCCUGAACAACCUGUUUGACCCGUACACCUCCCGGCCUUACGAGUACACGGACAGUGCGCUCAAUGCCGAGCCUGACGUUGACGCCGGGUUCAAGCGGGAUUGUGGGCCAGGGUCGCUGUUGCCCGAUGCGGUGCUCCAUGACAGCGGCGAGCGCCUGUAUGACCACUUCGGUCUUGCGUUUGUCGUACUGCACUUUGUUGAAGAUUCGGCAAAACGGGAUGCACAGGAUGUUGUUCCUGCAGCCUGCAUUGCCCGUCGGUGGAAGGCUGGCGCAACUGCUGGAUGCCAGGGUGGCGACCACCUAUCUCAUUCGACCCGACAACCGCGUUGCAGGGCGUUGGCGCAACUUCGCGGCCACAACCUUGAGUUCGGCCAUUGCCCGGGCCAGCGGAAGCCCUUCUUCAGUAGAGGAGAUGGCAUGACACAACAGCAGACAUCCGUGUUCGCUGAAAGGAACUUUGAAAUUCUGGCCUCGGCACUGGACAGGAUUUCGGCACCCAAAAGGGAAAUUUUCCUGACAAAACUGGUCAUCCUGCUGGCUUCGAAAGCAGGUAGCGACGACCCGCUUGAGGCCUUUAUCGAACGAGCAGAAAAACAUCUUUAA
Messenger RNA from Ostertagia ostertagi, 1788 nucleotides. Lineage: Eukaryota; Metazoa; Nematoda; Chromadorea; Rhabditida; Trichostrongylidae. The record is from the annotation of a GenBank genome assembly.